AGCAGCCAGUAUGGGAUAGAAGUGAUGCGCAUGCGCGUUGAGCUCUAUGGCUGGCUGAAGAAAGAAAGUGUAUCCUGAUUCGUGUCACGUCUAUGGUUGAGAGCGAAUGAUAGAGUAGCUCGGGGGACAAAGCAGGAUGGCCGCUCUAAUGGUUCGACGUGUCUUGCUCCUGCCCGGCUGUCUCUUUCGCUCGCCAAAGCGCGGCUACCGCGGGGAUUCUCCGUCUGAUUCUGGGAAGGACCUGCUGGAGAUCCCGCUCCCUCCCUGGCAGGCUCGGCCUCACGAGCCACCGGCGAGCAAGCGCGCGAGGCUCUUGUAUGAAAGCCGCAAGAGAGGCAUGUUGGAGAACUGCCUGCUGCUCAGUUUAUUUGCCAAAGAGAACCUGAAUCAAAUGAAUGAGCAACAACUGGACCUUUAUGACCGUCUGAUAAAUGAGCCCAGCAAUGAUUGGGACAUAUACUACUGGGCAACAGAAGCAAAGCCUGCUCCAGAAAUCUUUGAGAAUGAAAUCCUAGAGAGGCUUAGAGAGUUUACCAAAAACAAGCACAGAGAGAAGAGACUACGACAACCAGAUCUGGAAUAUCUUGCUGAAGUCUCACGCUGAUCUUGUGUGCAUUUUCAUAAAUGCCCAGCUUGGGGCAGCCUUUAAAAUGUAGGAUCAUAUUUGUGCUGCAAUUUUUUCUCUUAAAAUAAUUCAUGCUUAAUCUUCAGUAAAUUCUCAUAUGAGUAGUCAUUUUCUCUGUAUUGUAUUGUUCUGUAAUAAAACUGCUUUUUUUUCUUGAAAGAAGAACUGAUGCACACAUUAGGAAAUAGUGGUGAGAUCACUUACUGCACUUUAGAAAUGUCUUUUAUUUAUUUGAUUUUUAGACUGCUGUAAUCAUGCAAAUUUUGGCGACUUACAUCUAACUGGAGCCUAUGGGUGUGUGUUCGUGUGUGUAAUUUCUAAGGCACAAUCUUAACCAGUUAAAAGCCUCAUUAACCUCCUCCCCAAAGGCUAAAGGGUUGGGCUAAACCCCAUAAUUUGAGUCUUGCUUGAAGUGAGGAGAUGCUUCUCCAUCAUGGCUACUCCACUGUGGAACAGCCAACUAGUGGAGAUAGAACAUAAUUUGAGUCUUGCUUGAGUUCAAUUUCAGCCUAUUUCUGCCCAUCCAGAUCCUGAAACCUUCCUGACAUAUAAUUACUGGAUGAUGCAAACAAAAGCUGUCAGCUGAUUCAUCAAGAAAUACUUCUGUUUGUUAAUUUAAUUAGAUACUAACCUUGACCAACCCCAGGCUUUCUGUGCAGGUGUUAAUAUUGUACGUAUGAUGAUUUUGUCCCAGAGAUAUGCAAAUAGGAUAACCAUGAAUUUGUUGGCAUUUAUAUUAGCUUGUCUAUUAUCCAUUUAUUUCCAGUUACGAGAUUUUUAACAGAAUAGCAACUUCUAAGUAAUAAUGUGUAAUGAGAUACCCUGUGAACAAAAUUAUAGUAUUAGUUCAGAUAUGUCAGUGCAUGUAUUACUUUGUAUGCAACAACUUUCUUUCUGCUUGGCCAGCUCUUGCCACCUUCUACUUGGCCCAGCUGCUGCUUUGCUGUCCUUCUAGUUUCUCUGGCAAUAGCUCAGGCAACCAUCAGAUUUUUGUAAUGGAAAUUUCACAGGCAUUUUUUGUUCUUGGAUUCAGAUUCUGCUGUGUUCUCAAAACCUAGGUAUGGGAGAUUUUUUUUUUAACUUGGGAGUAAGUGGUCCAUAUUGUAAUCAAGCUAUCCCUGACUCAGUGAUCACCAGAAAUUUUGCGUUACGACUCCCGUCAUCCUUGACUGUUUGAUGAUGGUUGACAAUUCAUAGGCAGAAAUAAAUUUUCAAGGGAGCUUGUAAAUACCAUAGAGGUCUCCAAAGGAACUUGUAUACAGCAGUGGCUAUUAACAUUUUACCUUGCUGAAUAAAAUGUAAUCAGAACAAGUAUGUUCUACAGGAGAUUAGUUGCAUUUAACAGAUGUAUAUUCAUUGCUUGUCUGGUUACUGUAAUUUAACAAGUUUGGCAGAUGGUAAACAUCUGCAUUAGCUUUUAGAUAACAAGUUCAUUUUGUACAUAAAUUUCUUUAGCUCUUCAGUAUUUUUAUGAUUCUAAUGGAAAAUGCACAGAUUACAAAUUGAAAUGUGUAUUUGAAAGCCUUAAAAACCAAGAAGUAUAUUAAAAGUUCGUUAGAAGUAUUUUUCUUGAUCAGCCAAUACUCUCUGUAACUGUUUUAGGUUCGUGAUUCAAAGAUGUUGUAUUAAUACAGUAUCUUCCUGUUGUUUCUCUUUCCAUUUGUUAUUAGUGACAUUAACUGCCCACAUGCUGUUUUGAAAGUGACCGUAAGAAAUAAAAACAAUUCAGUUUCAUUUGUGCCAUCCUUAUAGUCUUAUCAGAUGUAAUUUUGUAGGCAAGAUAAGCCUAAGGUCUGUAUUUCUCUCCUGUUGAUCAUAUACUGGCUAAAUAAACCAUAAAUACUGUAACACUUUCAGGCAGCUAGAAUUUAAUUUUAUUAUGAAGGGUAGUUUUACCCAAUAAAACUUUGGAGUUACGAUUAUAUACAAUACUUAAAACAA
This is a messenger RNA of Python bivittatus (Burmese python), 2566 nucleotides long. RefSeq names its product succinate dehydrogenase complex assembly factor 2 (gene SDHAF2). Gene Ontology annotation, cellular component: mitochondrion. Gene Ontology annotation, biological process: protein-FAD linkage; tricarboxylic acid cycle; mitochondrial electron transport, succinate to ubiquinone. The record is from RefSeq and is a predicted model, not a curated record. Lineage: Eukaryota; Metazoa; Chordata; Lepidosauria; Squamata; Pythonidae.